AUCAACAACAUGGCGUCAUCGACGUCGGUGUUUUUUUUAAUCGUCAGCUCCGCAGCUGGGCAGGCCGGCAAGCAAGCUGUCGGCGAUAUUGGACCUCGCCCCCUCCUUCUAACACGUGGAUCGCCGUCGUGGCAGCCCGAGAAAAAUGCUGAGCUGAGCGUGGCUUCCGAGGUCGUUAGAGGUGAAAGAUGAAGGCUCUCAUAUUAGUCGGAGGUUACGGGACUCGGCUGCGGCCUCUCACGCUGAGCAGGCCAAAGCCGCUCGUCGAAUUCUGCAACAAACCGAUGAUGAUGCAUCAGAUCGAAGCGCUCGUCGAGGCCGGUGUGAACCACGUCAUCUUGGCCGUGAGCUACCGCGCCGAGCUGCUUGAGAAGGAAGUCAAGGCAGAAGGUGAAAAGCUGGGAGUGAAGAUAACGCUUUCCCAAGAGGAUGAGCCUUUGGGAACGGCCGGCCCUCUGGCCCUUGCCAAGGACCUCCUCGCGGAUGAAAACGAGCCCUUCUUCGUCCUCAACAGCGACGUCAUCUGCGACUUCCCGCUCAAGGAGAUGGUGCAGUUUCACAAGCACCACGGCAAGGAAGGCACCAUAGUUGUUACACGAGUUGAGGAGCCUUCCAAGUACGGCGUGGUCGUGUACAACGAGGUGGGCUGCAUAGAGCGGUUCGUGGAGAAGCCGCAAGAGUUUGUGUCCAACAAGAUCAACGCGGGCCUGUACAUCUUCACACCGGACAUACUCAAACGAAUAGAGGUGAAGCCGACGUCCAUAGAGAAAGAGGUGUUCCCAGCUAUGGUCUCCGAAGGCCAGCUGUACGCCAUGGAGCUACAGGGCUUCUGGAUGGACGUCGGUCAACCCAAGGACUUCCUCACCGGCAUGUGCCUGUACCUGCAGUCGGUACGAGUGAAGAGGCCCGAAAUCCUGCUGCCUCAGGGGCCGGGCAUAGUUGGCAAUGUGCUCAUGGACCCGACGGCUAGGAUUGGCAAGAACUGCCGGAUCGGUCCCAACGUGACCAUAGGGCCGAACGUGGUGGUCGAAGACGGUGCCUGCAUCAAGCGGUGUACCCUGCUCAACGGGGCGACGAUCAAGUCCCACUCGUGGCUCGACUCUUGCAUCAUUGGCUGGCGUUGUACCGUCGGACAGUGGGUUCGGAUGGAGAACACCUCUGUUCUGGGGGAAGAUGUUUUCGUCAAAGACGAGAUCUACAUCAACGGCGGCAAGGUGCUGCCUCACAAAGCCAUCUCAGACUCUGUCACAGAGCCGCAGAUCAUCAUGUGAUUGCAACAUGUUUCUUUUUUUUUUCAUUUUUAUACCAUAUUUUUUUACCUGUAAGCUUUCUUACUGCAACUUUUUUGCAUUAAAUGUUCUAGGAACAUA
This is a messenger RNA of Rhipicephalus sanguineus (brown dog tick), 1370 nucleotides long. It is a transcript of the gene Gmppb, whose product is annotated as mannose-1-phosphate guanyltransferase beta. Gene Ontology annotation, cellular component: cytoplasm. The record is from RefSeq and is a predicted model, not a curated record. Gene Ontology annotation, molecular function: mannose-1-phosphate guanylyltransferase (GTP) activity; GTP binding. Bases 189 to 1271 code for a protein of 360 amino acids. Lineage: Eukaryota; Metazoa; Arthropoda; Arachnida; Ixodida; Ixodidae. The transcript is spliced from 8 exons. Gene Ontology annotation, biological process: GDP-mannose biosynthetic process; cell wall mannoprotein biosynthetic process.